Molecule: messenger RNA, 423 nt
Organism: Penicillium malachiteum
Lineage: Eukaryota; Fungi; Ascomycota; Eurotiomycetes; Eurotiales; Aspergillaceae
Product: GFA family protein
Exons: 2
Coding region: 1-423 (140 amino acids)
Molecular function (GO): carbon-sulfur lyase activity
Source: RefSeq, a predicted model, not a curated record
AUGGAGGACCAAUCCCUCAAAUCCACCUGUCAUUGCGGCGCCAUCACCGCGAUUCUACCCUAUCGACCCAAAGAAAUCAACGAAUGCCAAUGUACAAUCUGUCGACGCUACGCAGCAGCCUGGGCAUACUACAAAGUGAAUGAAGUCAAAAUCGAUAUGAAAGGCGGCGCCAAACUCUCUCGAUAUAUUUGGGGAGAUAAAGAGAUCUCCUUUAAUUUCUGCGAGAAUUGCGGUUGCGUGUGCUAUUGGUGGCCAAUGGAAGAGAAGACAUCAGAUGGUGAUGCCGCUGAAUUCGGUGUGAAUACGAGGAAUAUGGAUCCCAUGGAAAUCUUCCACGUCAACCGCAAGAUUGGCAAUGACUGGCUGUUACAGCCACUCAAGGAUAAGACCAAGUCGCAUGAGCAGGAUCGGGCCAAUUACUGA